Messenger RNA from Brassica napus (rape), 1380 nucleotides. RefSeq lists its product as uncharacterized. The coding region runs from base 1 to 1380 and encodes 459 amino acids. Lineage: Eukaryota; Viridiplantae; Streptophyta; Magnoliopsida; Brassicales; Brassicaceae. The transcript has a single exon. The record is from RefSeq and is a predicted model, not a curated record.
AUGGACAUCGGAGCGGUUUCUUCCUACGAACGAACCACGAUGUCAGCAAUCUCCAUGAUAGACACCACGUCUACUCGUGAUGAAGUGGUUAGUAGGAAGUUAUCUUCCCCUGUUUAUAAACAGAAAGAAGCAAGUCCUGUUCUCAAUCACACAACAAUUGAAAAUUUAAUCUCCUUCUAUUGGAGAUUUUUCAUCUUUCUGAUUCUAAUGGCUGACAAUUUACGUCGUGCGCUACAAGAUAUUGAUCUGGGUAUAAACGAUGCACCUUUUGUGCUUCCUACGGAGGUUGUUCGUCAAGCAGAGGAGGAAAAUCGUUUCAUCCUUAUCGGAAGACCAGUCAUGCCACGACGACAAAAUCUUAGGGCAAUCGUUGCCACAAUGCCUCGCAAUUGGGGUUUUGAAGGCACGGUGAGGGGUCGUAUGAUUGAAGGAAGGAGAUUUCAAUUUGUCUUCCCCUCUGAGGAGGCGUUAGAUACAGUGAUCCGACGAGGUCCGUGGGCCUUUGCUGACAGGAUGCUGGUGCUUCAACGGUGGACUCCACUAAUGGAUCUGGAUUUACUAAACUUCAUCCCCUUCUGGAUCCAAGUAAGGGGCAUCCCCUUUCAAUACAUGAAUCGGGAAGUCAUACUACACAUUGCGAGAUCCAUGAAUCAACAAUACAUUCAAAUGGAGUACAACGAGGAGAAUGGUCAACGAUUGGAGUUUGUACGUAUUAGACUCAACUGGAACAUUGCUCAUCCUCUACGCUUCCAACGAAACUACCAGUUCACCGUGGGAGUCAACACAGUCUUGAGGUUUCAGUAUGAGCGCCUUCGUGGUUUCUGUGAGGUCUGUGGGAUGCUCACACAUGAUUCAGGUGCUUGUAUCAUUAACAAUGGCGGCCCUGGGAAUGAAGGUGACGAUGAUGACAGCAGUGAUGAUGGAGAAGGCGACAUUCCAAUACCAAACCAAGGCGUCCUCAUUGAAGAAAUUGAAGAAGAAGAUGAACAGGGUGGAGGGGAUGAUGCUGUAGAGGAGAACCAAGAAGCAUAUGAGAACGUUGCUGCAAUGGAGGAGGAAGAGGACGAUGACGAUCUUGGGACAAACAAUGUGCAGAGAACUUUGUAUUCGGUUGAUGGGUCCUCAGAGGAUAUGUGCAAUCCAAGUGAUACCAUUGGUCUAAAAGAACAAGCAACAUCUACGCUCAAGCGCAAGAUGUGGCUUUCUGACACGACUGGUCAAACUUCAAUGUUCAACAAGAGGGAGAAAGGUGAAACAAGCCAAGGAAGUAAGGCACAGAGGGUUGAAGAGACCCCAACGUCAGAUGACACAGAGCCAGCUACGGAUGGCAACAAAGAUAUGGGAGGCGCGGUGGGCCCUGAACCACCUCUCCCACCAUGA